UAAUGUUUAUUUACAUUUUAAGUUUUGUUUUGGUCGUUCUUGGAUAUCGCAUGAUAUUUGCAUUUCAUGUUAGCACUGUCUAUGAUUUUAGUUUUAGUUAUUUGAAGUUGCGUUGUUUGAAAAAAUAAUGGAACAAAGUCUAUCACCUGAGUUUAAACAUUUAAAACUUAAACCUAUCUGCAAGCCAGAUGUUCCUUUGAAGCAAUCAAGAUUCACAAGUUUUGAUGAAAAUUCUCUUUCAAUAAAAUAUUCAUUUGGCUAUCAGUGUGACUUUGGACCCAAUAUAUGUAUGCUUAAUAAGGAUAUUUUAAUAUUGAUUUCUGGAAACUGCCUGUGUUUGUUGGAUGUCACAACACAAAACAAAAUGUUCUUACCUUCAGUUAAUGGGGUUGGCUUUAGUUGUGUAAAUGCACAUUCUUCAGAAUGUUAUUUUGCUGCUGCUGAAAAAGGGCAAGAAUUAUGUAUAAAUAUUUUUGAAUAUCCUUCCUUGGAGGUCUGCAAAACAUUAAAACAUGAUAUCAACCUUAUGAAAACUCAUCUUUUGUCAUUUGAUCCUGAUGGUGAAAUCUUAAUAUCAAUAAGUGAAGAUCCAGAAAAUAAGAUUUUUAUAUGGCUUUGGGAACAAGAAUAUUUGAUAUAUGACACACCUGUAAAUGAAUUAAGAAUUUACAAUUUGCAUUUUUCAACUGCUGAUUCUAGUAUUUUCUUCACUUCUGGGAAAGGACUUAUAAAGUUAUGGUCUUUCUCUUGUGUAAGAGAUGAACGUGACGAUAUUAUUGAAUUGCAACUUAAUCAAGCUUUUGAGUUUACAAGUUCUAAUAAGGAACAAAUAAUUUAUUGCACCGUUUCACUGCCAGAGAACAAUUUUGUAUCUGGUGUGGAAGAUGGAUAUCUCUAUUUUUUCCACGGUAAUGUAGAUACUGAGGAUGUUACAAACUGCAAAACUAUUGGAAUGAAAAACUCUUUGCCAUGCCAUAAUGGAAGAAUUAACAGUAUUAUUAACCAUCAGGAUCUCAUAAUUACUUUUGGAUCUGAUGGUUUCGUUAAGUUUUGGAAGUAUAGUGACUUUUUUAAAGUUGGAGAGAGUGAGGAAGAUUCAGAGGAGUCAUCAUCUUCAGAAGGUUCUGACAGUUCAAGCAAAUCAGAUACUGUCAGUACUGAGUCUGAAAAAGAGCUCAUUCACAAGCCAUUAAACUAUUUAUCAUUAAAUCCAGUAAAAAGUAUUUCCCUUUCUGAAAAAUCAAAUCUAAUGCAUGCUGUUCUUGUUUCUAAAGAUGCUACAACAUACAUUUUAAUUCAGGAUCUUUGUGGCAAGCUUUGGAAGUUGAAUGUUCCUGAUGAUUUAUCAGAAAUAUCACCAUCACUGUUAAUUUAUGGCUUUGGGCUAAAUUUAAGUGGCAUGGCCAUGUGUCCAGUAUACCCUCUGUUAGCUGCUACUUCAGAAUUAGGUGAUAUAGUAAUCUUUGAGUGUACCAAAAAUGAUAUACUGUUGACUGAUCAUUUUAAUAGUUCAUGUACUCAAAUAAUAUGGCCUGAUAAAAAGUUGGAUGACAUUGGAGCAUCACUCAUCCUUGGAUUUGAAGAUGGUACAAUACGUUGGCUCACCAUUGUUGGUUCUGAAAGCAAAAGAUUAGAAGCGAAAGCCAUUUCAAAACCUCAUUCAGAUGCAAUUAAGUCUCUCAGUUAUAACAGCACACAUUCCAUACUUGUCUCUCAGGGUUUGGAUUCCAAAUUAUUCUUCUUAUAUCUUACUAAGAAUGGUUUUACGCCUAUAGGUUUCUACAUUAACCGGCAUGAAGUUGAUCAAUUAGAGUGGGUUGUAUACAACAGCUCUGACAGUUAUUCUGAGCCACUUCAUAGACUUCUCAUCAUUUGCAAAUACAGUUACAUGCUGGAAGUUGAUAUACCAGCGAAAACUCCUUUGAAUGAUGCCGAUAAUGUCCAAGAAACAUUUUAUAUUGAAAACAACAACUGUCAAAUUUAUAUAAUUGACUCUCUAAUAGAUUAUCAUGAGUUAGGAGACAGAGUUGUAGUUAGUGAUUGUGAAGAAAUGACAGAAGAAGGUAAAGAAGUGUUAAGAAAUCUGAAGUAUGAUGAGAAGAAAGCAAGAAGAGAAAGUUAUUGGGAGGAGUGCCUUGGAAAGUCUUCUGAACGCAUGAUUCCACCAAAAAUCCUUGCAUGUCUUUCUUCUGUUAAUUCAGGACAUAUUUGGCUUGCUUUUGGUAAAUUUGACUUCAGGUAUCUUUUUGAAUUUGCCUUAUGCCAGGAAUUUCAGCAAUGUCCAGUAGAGUUAACACCAGUUAGAGCUUUGGAAAUCUUGACAUCUGAAUGGAGUAGUGUGCUUUCUCUUCAGUAUAGUCCUUGUGGAGAAUUUAUAUUUAUGGGAUUGCAGAAUGGAUCUUUGAAUAUUUGCCAUCUAGAAAAAGCUUUUGAACCUUCAUCAGGGUAUCAUUUUGGGAAAUUUCAACUUCAUGAUGCUGAACUGGGACAGGCAGAAUAUUUACAGAUUUCUUCUGAUGGAAGUUGUAUUAUUACAGGAGCUGGUGAUGGAAAUAUUUUCCUGCUCAAGUUCAAUGCUUUACAGUAUAAAGACACUAUUUUUCAUGGGAAUUUGCCAUAUUUAAGCAGUACAUCAUAUGAAGACAAAGUGGCUGAAGAUGAAGGUAUGCUUCCUUUGGAAGAGGCAUUGAAAACAAAGAUGGCAGUAAAAAAUGAAAAAUCUAAAAAUGAAAACUUAAAAUUGUUGGAACAGUUGAAAAAUGAAUACAACAUAGUUUUAGAAGAAUACAAUAAAUAUUUAAAUAAAUGUGAGUCAUCUUUAAAAGGUUUUGAUGAAAUUCCUGAAGAUUUAAAGCUGAAUACUGAUAUUGUGCCACAAAAAGCAGUUGAAGUGUUUGAGGAGGACACAAAACGAUUAUUGCAGAAUGUUGACAGUGAGUUUGAAAGAGAAUCAGAGUGCCUUACCCUAUUACACAAGAAAUACUAUGACUUCUUUAAAUCUAGAAUAGAAUCUGAAAAGAUGUGUGUUGAAUAUGAGAGUAACAAAUUGGAAAGUUAUAGAGAAUGUGUUUUUCCUAUGUCAUGCUCUGAUAUUGUUGAUAAAUCUUACCUUCGUAUAUUUGACAUGCUAAAUGAAGUUGGAGUUAAAGAUGCUAAAGAGGGAAUCCAAGAAAGUACCAAAAGGAAUAAAACUUUAAUGAAUCUGAAAAUGAAAUUGUCUGCUACUCGUAAAGCUCUUAUUGAUUAUACUGAGGACACUCCCAUAUUACCAGUUGUUUUGAAGUACAACAAAAGGAAAAAAGAAUGCAUCAAUGAUCUUGAGAAGUUAAUCAGAGAAUAUGAACAGUUUGAAAAUAUGCAUCCCAAUAUAAGCAUCUGCAAUGAAGCAAAAGAGCAACUGGAAUCUACUUUCUUCAAGUUCAAGCAAAAAUGUGGAUUAGAGAUAGCAUACCCUGACAUAUUGUGUACUUUUUCUGAAAAGAAGGACAAAACACAGCUGUUUGCAAAAAAGAUGAGAGAUUUCCAAAAGCAGUUUAACAUUUUAGUGGCUGAAGCAAAUACUUUAUCCAGUUCAAACAAAACUGUUAGCCAUAAACAUUUAUCUUCUACUGAGUAUGACCAACAACAACAUAAUAAAUUGAAUUGUUUUGACAUUCAUAUAUCAAAUAAAAAAGGACAGCAGUCUGAUGUAAAGAAAGUCUAUCCAAAGAUUAAUUGGGGGAGUACUGUUGUUGACAGUAGAAAAUCUUCCGUUAGGAAAUUCUCUUCUGUUAUCAAAAUGAGCCGACAACAUUCUGAAUCAUUACCAUCUGAUCUGCAAGAAAUAUCAACUAAUGACUUAUGGGAACAGAAAAAACUUCAAGCUUUCCAUUAUUAUUUGCAGUUAGUGAAAGCUAAAAUGGACUGUGAAAAGAAAUUUUUUGAUAUUAGGUUUAAUAUGAAAUGCUUGGAGUUAAAUGCAUUAAAAUCAACUGUUAUGGAUGAACUAAGGUGCACUAAAAUAAUAGAGAAGUUUCAAAUGGAUGUUAAAAGUGAAGAAGAAGAGCUGGUUACAGUUAAGACCAAUAUUGAAUUAUUAAAAGAUUUUCGGUCGAAAGAAAAAGCAAAGUGGAAGCAGUGUUAUGAGAACAUGAUGAAAGUAGUUGGUAGAAAUAACAGGCAUAAAGGUUAUUUCAAACAAAUAUUUGUUAAAAGAGCUUUGUCAGCUGCUAAAUCAACUUAUCGUCGUCAUUCCAGUAGCGAAAGCUCUGAAAGUGAGCAAGACAUUGAGAGUGAGGAUGAUAAUCGAAGCUUUAGUCCAUCUGAAAUUGAUGAAAGUAUUUUAAAAAAAGUCAUGGAUUUCCGUCAAAAGAAAGAAGAGAUUGAGAAAAGAAUGAAAAUCUAUAAAAGAAAAUGUAAAAUUUUAAAGACCAAGCAAAAUGCCAUUGCUAGGAAGAUUCAAAAACUGCAUGAUUCUAUGACUGAUACUUUCAUAAAAGUUGAUUCUAUUUUGUCGACUCGUAAAAAAGAGGCUGAAUCCUUUAAGUGGCCUGUAAUCUUGUACCCUGAAAAUUUACAUGAAAACUACAUAGAUAAUCAGAAUUAUGAUGUUGGAGAACAAAAGCAAAUUAUGGAUGAAGAAAUGGCUAGAAUCCGGAAAGUCAUCACCACUCAAGUUGCUGUCAUAAAUAAAUUUGUUACAAGUUCUGUGCAUCACCUGUUUUACUUAGUUAUAUCUGCUGAAAUAAACGAUCUGAUCGAUGUCGUGCUGCUCUUGACGCCUCUAAUCAAAACUGUUUCGUCUGAAACGGAUGAGUAUUUUCAUAACAUUAUGUACCCUCCAACUUCAGUUUUGGUGGUCGUUGAUUCAUCCAAAGAGGAAGAAUUUAAUUUUAUUAAAAAUGUUUUGGAGAAAGUUGAGUUCUCUUCAGACACAGAGAGCAUUGAUAACUUGAUUUAUGAGGAAAAUGUGAAUGGAGACUCUGACUUGUUAAAAAAGACUAUGACGUCUUCCAAAAAUGAACACGAUCUCGAAAAAGAUAGUACUAAAAAAGAGAAAGAAGUUGAUGAGUUUGACUUGACAGAAUAUAUGGUAGCAGAUGAAGAUAUUGUUGAAAAACAUCCUUCAACCUCUCAGUAUGAUAUAAAUACAAUUAAAGACUCACCCAAACUGGAUACCAAUUGCACAAUGGAUUGCCUAAACUGUGAUGCAAUUGUUUCGACUGCAAUAACAUCAAUUGACUAUUCUGAACUCACACAGAAUAACAUUUCUUUAGAUUUAGAUUACUAUAUGCGUCCAUUUACGUAUGAUUUACAAUGUUAUGAAUCUGGUGGAUCUGAUGAAAAAGCUUGUGAAUUUGUUGACAGUGAUGUUGAGCAACGGUUUCCUACAUAUCCUGGAGGUGGUCUUGUAUUGACCAUGCCUGUUCUUGUAAGUAUGCAGGAAGAGGACGCAGAUCAUUUCCCUUAUCCAGAGUUUUAUCAAAAAGUCGAAUUGAAAGAAGAAGAGAUUCUGAAAGUCGAAGCGGUUCAUAUCAUUCCAACACGAAAGAGUGAAGUAUCAGUUGAGUAUGUUUUACGUCCUGAAUCAGAUUUCGUUUUGGUUGAUGUCAACAUUGUACGUAAAAUGCUGGAGUCUUAUUACAAAAUGAAAGAAUCUAUUAAGGAUUUGGAGCAAGAGUUUCAGUCACUGAAGGAAACUCUUGCAGACUCAAAACAUGACCUAUUCUACAAACAUCAGGAUCUUAAUAGAGCACAACGAGAGUUAGAUCAAGAGAUGCUCAACAAAUUCUCCCGCAAUGUUGAUUUAGAAAAUCUUUUAGAUGAGAUUGAAGGUCCAGAAUAUUUGAUUAGAAAGUAUGACCUUGAAAAGGGCUUAGAUGGCCUUAGAAAGGAAUUGAAUGAGGCAAAGAUAGAAGAAGCAGCUGCUUUAAAGUCAUUUGAUAAUUUGAGGUUUGAAGAUACAAAAGUAUGUUUUGAACUUCUUAAGCUUCGAGAAGAGUUUAGAGAAUUAAACAAACACUUUGCUGUUAAGCGUAAAGUUCUCCCGAAAAUUGGAUCGAUUAACCUUGAGCCUGAGGAUCCAUCAAAAUUAUGAGUUGAAGUUGUAAGUAAAACAAAAUUGUAACUUCUAGUUUUAUGUUUUGAUGGAAAAAUAAAUAAAUAAAGAGUUAUGAAAAAAAAUUUCAUAUUCUAUUUAUUUCAACUUUUGAAACAUAUCAUAUUUUUUAAAAAAACUUUUUGUCCUAAAUAAUUUGUGGUAUAAUAUAAUGGCAGACAUAUCUGAAAAAGUGUUAAUAUUUUUUUAUAAAUUUAGAGAGUUCCAUAUAUUGUGCUUCCAAAUUUAUUGAAUGCAAUAAAUCAGUUUUCUUUUCAGUUAAAUCUCAAAA
Molecule: messenger RNA, 6368 nt
Organism: Parasteatoda tepidariorum (common house spider)
Lineage: Eukaryota; Metazoa; Arthropoda; Arachnida; Araneae; Theridiidae
Source: RefSeq, a predicted model, not a curated record